Molecule: messenger RNA, 3766 nt
Organism: Lymnaea stagnalis (great pond snail)
Lineage: Eukaryota; Metazoa; Mollusca; Gastropoda; Lymnaeidae
Source: the annotation of a GenBank genome assembly
AAUUCACUACCUCGCCUUAAGACCAGGUAUGGCUGAUGGAUACGCGGACUGGAGAUAUGGCGUGUGCCGGGUGGUGAAUGGGCAGCUGACUUUAAUUAUGGAAGGGCAGAAAACAGACUUGUACCAGUGGUGUAUGGGAGACAUACUUUUACCAGGGCUGGAUGGGUAGGAAAAAUGUGUGCAGACUGGAUGGAAAUGGGACUGACAUGUACCAUGUGCUGAUAGGAAACAGACUUAAAUUACUGGUGGAUAGGAAACUGGCUUGUACCAGGGGUUGAUAGAAAAAAAGACUUGUACCCAUCCCAGGCCCUAACAAUUGCGGGGCCCUAUGCGAAAAGGAUUGCCCGGGGGCCCAGUCUGGGUAGGGAUAAGGAUAAUAAGUGAAAAUUUAGAUUUUGUAUUAGAAAGUGGGGCCUCUGAACCUGCGGGGCCCACAGCGGCCGCAUAGGUUGCAGUGGCCUCAGGCCGGCCCUGCUUGUACCACAGAUGAAUUAGAAAUUCACUGGUACCAGUGCUUUAAAGCCAUUAAACAAGCAUUAAAGACUAUGGCUGAGCCAGGUACUGACCCAGGAUACCCGGAAACGCAUCAUGUUAGCAUACCCGCAAUACACUCGGACCCGGAGAAGGGAAAGAACCGGGUCCGGUUGUUAACAAAGAGUUAGCUUCUUGUUUUCCACAAUGCAUUUCACCCAAUGGGGCCAAAUAUAAAAUCAGUGCACACUUUUUUCAAUAAUUUUUAUGUACAUUUACAUUAAAUAAAUAAUAGAAAACUGAACAGCGAUCAGUGUGAAACUCCAUGUAAGCGUAAUGAAACUGAAAUGCUUUCAAUGCUUCCAAUCGGGUGUAAUUUUUUUGUGUUAGUAAGAUGGAAAUCUUUGGUUAUGACCAUGGCGCUUUCAUUUUUGUAAAUUACAUUAUAUAUGUUAUAUAAAUUUAUGUUCUUUGUGUCCCACCCCACAAACAUUCUCGCCCCCCCCAACUCACUUACCUAAGGUGUGUGUGUGUACAUCAAAACGUUUAUGGGGGAUUGGCUUAUAGUGCAUCACUACAGAGUUCUCGGCCCACUGAGCCUCUAUUUCUACUUCCCUCCACCCUCCAUCAAACUUACGUCAUCAAAUCUUUUUAAUCUACUGUAAAGCUCUUCUCCCCCCCCCACUCCUCUCAUCCGUUUCUCAAUUUCAAGGUUUAAUUCUGGUUGUGAGCCCCCACCCCCCCCCCCAAAAAAAACACAAAAAAACAACAACAACAAAAAACGUGGUAAUGUUUUAAAGAGGUCACGGCACUAAAAAAAAGAGAGUUGAGAACCGCUCGGUAAGGAUUAUAUUAUUGAAGCUAAUAGCGUUUUGCAGCCUUCAACUUUGAUGCCUUCGUGAUCGCUACUGGUUCUAUACUCGAACUGUAUACACCCCCCAUUGUCUUAAGCACAUUGAAGAAAAUAAGAUGAUAACUCGGUUUUCUUUUAUAACACCCUGACUCGGACCCACCGGGUAUUUUCUCAAAAUACCCGGACUCUAUUUUCUCUAUUUUCUCAAAAUACCCGGACUCGGUGUUUCAAAACUGCACCAGGCUCAGCCCUACUAGAGACAGUCAUAGCCAAUCAGGAAUUUACGUUGGACGUUUAUAACCAACAAGAAAGAUUGCCCCAAAAAACACCAAAAACACCAAAAAAAAUUUGUUAAACAGUUUCAGCAGUGAAAAAAGUAAACUAAAAGAAAACAAAGACAAAGUAAACUUUUCACGCGCGCUAUUUUCUAACGAUUGCAUUUCAAUCUAUUUCAGUACUGAAACGCAUAGAAGAGGAGAAUUUAAAAGCUAGACUCCGCGCCAAACACGCUCAGGAUAAACUGUCCUUCGGUCAGUAUCAUUCUUCUCUGCUAGCCAUUUCUCUAUAGAGCAAUAUAUAACUGGAUCUCCGUCUCUCUCUCUCUCUCUCUCUCUCUAUGACUUAUCGAUAUUGGGACAGCUUUGGCCACAUCGUCAUGACUACCAUAGCAAGAAGUACAAUUAUUACACCAUUUGCGGUUGUUGCUGAUUUUUUUUAAUUGUUUUUUUUUAGAGCAGCAGGUUUUAUGUAUCAGGUGCACCGAUGCUUUUGCCUCAAUAGUCAAUAGUUAGUGUACAGCUAUAACACUAGAAUCUGAGCUUUUUCCUCAAUAGUCAAUAGUUAGUGUACAGCUAUAACACUAGAAUCUGAUUGAAUUUUAAUUUAAUUAAACAGCUCCUAAAAAAAAUUAAUAAUAUCCAGCUAUUAAAUGGGGUGGGGGUGUAACACUGAAAAUUUCCAAAACAUGCAUACAAGUAAGGCACUUUAUAAGAAUCCCAGUUGGUGUCCCCCCCCCCCCCCCCCCCCCACCCAAGUUUCGCAACUGAAAAAUUGUUCACGCCCUGGAACUAUAUUAAUAUUCUUAUGUCCCACCCGCUUCUUAUUACACCAACUGCUUCUGUCAAACAAAAUAGAAUAUGCACGCAGCAAACCCACUUGCAGUAUUUUUUUAAAGAAUCUCAUUUAGCGCAGUUAUCGGGAAUUUUACUUUUGCGAAAUGAGGGCCAUCAUAUUUUCUUCAUCUUCCCCCCUUUUUUAAAAAAAAGAAGGAAAAACUGAUUUUCUUGGAUGUUGGUGUCGGGGUGAACAUUAGAAUGGGUUGUCACCGGCAACGCGUCUAUGUGCCAGGUUUCAGCUCGAUAGUUUGACGGGAAGUGGGCCGACGAUAGCCGUCCGAAGAUUUUGCCAGGCAGCCACGGACAAAAGCAUAAGGAUUUAUUUUUUUUUUAAAGUUGUUGUUGGACAAAUUAAUAUCGCCCGGUGGUGUAGUGUAUGAGGGCUUUUCCGAUUUUAACAUUUUGAAAAAAAAAUGCAUUUCAAUAUGUCUGAAAGAAUUCGUUUCUACCACGGUAUUCAAACGCGGAUUUGAAGAGACUUUGCUACAUGUAAUAUUUAAUUACCUUUCCAUUUACUUCUUUUGAAAAGUAUACAUUUUAAAAAAAAAACUUUCUAGAUAUUAAUUAUCGUUGCAAUGUAAAUACGGUCAGGGGAUUUGGGGGUGUUUUUUUUUUUAAAUUCGUUCUUUGUUAUCAUUCCAUUUUUCAUUUUACACGUUAAUAAAUAUAUUUUUUUAGGAGAUCCUCACUGCUCGGAUCUUGAACAACGGUACAAGCGAUUUGAUCAACAUCUGAAGGAGGACAUGUCAUGUGAUUCAAUGUUUGACGCCAGCGAAACCGCAGAGGGGGUGGACAGCCCCAUCUAUGGGCGAUUAAGAAUUCCAAAGAAAACAAAUGAUGAAAGUGACGAUUCAGUGGACAUUGUCCAAUGGUUUAAUUAGACGUCCGCAGAUUUACCAGCCAGCCAGUCACCAACACAAAUGAACUUAAUAUAUAUGAUUAUUUUAAAAUUAAAAAAAACCCGCCAUGUAAUAAUAAUGUGUCAAAAUAAGCCAUAUAAAUCAGAAAAAAAUUGCAAAAGGGCAAUGUAAGAAAGCGCACCAUCUUGUUACUGAAGCCAUUUUAAAUUCAGUAAUACCAUGGCCCCGUGCGGCGAAUUCGUCACUCGUGUUGUUUUGACUAUCCGCACGCCUUGAAACAAAUGAAAUUUUGUGUCAUCAGAGAUUUCAAAAUGAUACAGCCGUGGAAUAUCCAAUCCCGUCAACGAUUUCGUCAGUUUUGUAUACAUAGUCCGGUCGUUAUUAAUAUGAAAAGUCUUCAAAAAAAAAUAUAUAAAAAAAUAAAGUCCCCCAAAAAUCGUUGCAUAUCUCUACGGGAACAGACAACC